GUACAUCUCCCACCAGCCUUUGACAACCAAGAGCCGCCGACGUCGUCUCUGCUUCUUUGUUGACACGCCUCACACCACCUACAUCUCGUAUCCUGUGACUCUCGGCUUCGCUGCAACGACAAAGACACACCGCCUUCUACCCAUCACCCUUACCACAAACAAGCGCUUGUAACCUCGCUGCCGACUCGUACAUCGCUGUCGUCGCCCUCGCACAUCUCACUGCCAACCCCCGUCGCUCCCUCACACAUCCCGCCGUCGCCAUGGCAGGCCAAAACCGCAACUAUGACUUUCUUAUCAAGCUCCUCCUAAUCGGUGACUCGGGUGUCGGCAAAUCAUGCUGUCUGCUGCGAUUCAGCGAGGACAGCUUCACCCCCUCGUUCAUCACCACCAUCGGCAUUGACUUCAAGAUCCGCACCAUCGAGCUCGACAACAAGCGCGUCAAGCUACAGAUCUGGGACACCGCAGGCCAGGAGCGUUUCCGUACCAUCACUACUGCAUACUACCGCGGCGCCAUGGGUAUCCUGCUGGUCUACGACGUGACGGACGAGAAGAGCUUCAAUAACAUCCGCACCUGGUUCUCAAACGUCGAGCAACACGCCAGCGAAGGCGUCAACAAGAUCCUUAUCGGAAAUAAGUGCGAUUGGGAAGAAAAGCGCGUCGUCAGCACCGCCCAAGGCCAAGCUCUAGCCGACGAACUCGGCAUCCCCUUCAUCGAGGUCUCUGCAAAGUCAAACAUCAAUGUAGAAAAGGCCUUCUUCUCACUCGCCUCAGAUAUCAAGAAACGCAUCAUUGAUUCCAGCGGUGGUGGUCAACAGGGCGCUCAACAAGGUGCCAGUCAGGUGGAUGUUGGCCAGGGUCAAGGUGUUGCGGGAGGUAUGGGAAAGAACUGCUGUUAAGAAUUCCUCCUUCGCAGCUUCUUCUUUCUCGCUGCUCUCUUCUUGCAUCUGCUCUGAUGGUCCCACACGCCGCUUUUUGUUGUUUCUACCUCAGCUGCUCUCAUGUUCUCUGUUUCUUCCAUUCUCGCUCUCUGCUUUUCUUUUCCCUGGGAAAGGCGUACCAUGGCGUCAAAGAUCUCCACUAUGGGUGGGGCG
This is a messenger RNA of Aureobasidium subglaciale EXF-2481, 1091 nucleotides long. RefSeq lists its product as uncharacterized. Gene Ontology annotation, biological process: protein secretion; regulation of exocytosis; protein localization to plasma membrane. Gene Ontology annotation, molecular function: GTP binding; GTPase activity. The record is from RefSeq and is a predicted model, not a curated record. Bases 261 to 896 code for a protein of 211 amino acids. The transcript has 3 exons. NCBI's taxonomy places the organism in Eukaryota, Fungi, Ascomycota, Dothideomycetes, Dothideales, Saccotheciaceae. Gene Ontology annotation, cellular component: plasma membrane; endosome.